Messenger RNA from Lobosporangium transversale, 2118 nucleotides. RefSeq lists its product as hypothetical. The record is from RefSeq and is a predicted model, not a curated record. Gene Ontology annotation, biological process: ATP biosynthetic process; AMP biosynthetic process. Gene Ontology annotation, molecular function: metal ion binding; protein binding; bis(5'-nucleosyl)-tetraphosphatase (asymmetrical) activity. The transcript is spliced from 5 exons. Bases 1 to 2118 code for a protein of 705 amino acids. Lineage: Eukaryota; Fungi; Mortierellomycota; Mortierellomycetes; Mortierellales; Mortierellaceae.
AUGGACAAGUCCCUGCACGAAACUGGAAUCCUCAUUUACCGUCAUCAGCGGAACUCAACAGAGAUUUUAUUAGUCAACGAUUCUUUUAACCACAAACGACACUGGACUGCUCCCAAGGGCAGAGUUAUUGGCGAUGAAGACGAGCUCAAAGCUGCCUUGCGCGAGACCCUGGAGAUCACUGGAUUGUCUGUUUAUGACUUGAAGGUUGAAGACUCUUUCCGUGCUGAGAUCAAACCAAAGCGUGUUGUUUACUACCUUGCUGAGCUGACAGACAGUGCCAAGGUCCUUCCCACAGGCGAGGGUGCUCAGUUCGCAUGGUGCAGCCUGCAGCAGGCAACUGACAAGGCGCUCUAUAGGACUAUGCAGGAUGUCCUCCGUAGCGCAUUUACUGCGGCCGAGGCUAGUAGGGCAAAGGCUUUUGCGGCUGCCCCACCAAAAAUGCACCGUAACCACUCUAACAACAGCGGCAAUAGCGGCGACAAUCUCGAAUCCAAUAUGAAGAACCUCAACAUUGCUCUUCCACUGGAUUCUCAACGUCAGGCCAUGACUAGGGACUAUAACAACAGCCGCAACAAUGGAGGCAGCAACCAUGGCCACAGAGAUCGUGACCAGCAACGUGAUGGCAAUGCCACCAGUACUCGUCAUAGCAAUGCCAAUGGCAAUAACUCUCAUGCUGAUAAUCCUAACUACAAGACUCGUCUUUGUGAGAGGUAUGAGGCGGAGCAGUUCUGUCCCUAUUAUGGGAAAUGUACAUUUGCGCACGGCUUAGCUGAAUUGCGUCAGCGUCCAACCAAUCCUGACCAGGAAAAGCCCGUGUCAGCUGUUCAAGCCUCGUACCAAAAUCGUACCAAACGUGAACAAACAGAGAAUGAGUUCCAUAAGACUCGUCUCUGUGAACGUUUCAUGAACGAGGGUGAAUGCCCUUUUGGCAACAGAUGCACCUAUGCUCAUGGUCGUGAGGAACUUCGUCAACGAGCUGGAUAUCAGAAUAACAAUAGUAACAAUAAUGGGGGCUACAAUAAUGGGCAGAACAGGACCUACUCGAGAGAUGGUCAGAGUGGCGACCGCCCUUACAGAUCUAAUCAAGACGGAUAUCAGGACCGAGGUCUUCGUGCCCAACAGGGAAACGAUAAUCCCGAAGAUCGCCCCUACAAGCCCAACCGCUCCGAAGGCUCCUAUCGUUCAACUUUCGCUGAUCGUGAGAACCGUGAUGGUCCUUAUCGUCCACCUCAGGCUCUUGAACAGGCGAGAGGCCUACGCUCCCAGGCCGAUUCUACAAGUUCUACAGGAGCUUAUCGUGCUCCACAGGCACGUGGUCUCUCCAACAGUAUUGAGGAUCCUGGUUUGAGCCGAUCAGUACUAGCUCCCAGAGCGACCAUGGCUGUUCCUGCCGCAUCUCCUGCCACACCCGCUUCAUCUUCGUCACCCCAACCACCGAGAGGAGUUUCGCCUGCCAACACCCCUGUCCUUGGGUCUGAAAAGUCUGCAAGCGGUCGCCGUCGCGGUCAGGAUUAUGAUGACAAGCCUCGUGCUAAAGUAGUUGAAAUGUCGAGCGAAGAUAUGGAAAAGUUCCAGCUGCGUCGUCCAGAGACUCCUGUUGCUGCCAAAGCAGAUUCUAAGCAGGCACAACGUGAUCAAUUGAUUCAAGACUUGCAAAAAUUCUUCCAGAAUAACCAACAACAGUCGCAGGAGGGUACUUUGGAUAAGAAGCAACAGCAACAGCAACUUCAGGAGGAGAUCAAGGAAGUGACUCGCCUAGAAAUGCGUAAUGCGCUUACGAAGGCUCAGUUGUUCCACAUUUUGAUCGCUGCGUUAUUCACUGAAGCUUCAGUAGAAACAUGGAAGAAAGUUUUGGUGGAGAAAGAAAAGUUGCUAGCUAACUUUGUGCGUUCGAAUGAGGAUCAAAUGACCUUGAUGCGCGCAUGGGAAAACCUUUUUGUCAAGCAACGACCCAACAUGAUGACCAGGGCACCGAUUAUGAUGAAGGGCUUGUAUGAUGCUGAGCUGGUGGAAGAGGAUGUGAUGCUGGCAUGGUACGAUCUGUCAACCACUGAUGCUGAGCUCAAAAAGAAGUGCGUCGUCUUUGUGGAGUGGCUUCGCUCUGCCGAGGAGGAGUAA